This is a messenger RNA of Meloidogyne enterolobii, 2467 nucleotides long. NCBI's taxonomy places the organism in Eukaryota, Metazoa, Nematoda, Chromadorea, Rhabditida, Meloidogynidae. The record is from the annotation of a GenBank genome assembly.
AAUGCCAAAUAGCAGUAUUCUCUCUGUUGAAUCUGAUUUAAUUGAUGAAACAACAAAAAAGAAAAUGGUUGAUGAUAACCAGUCAAUGGAUGAAUUUCCAAUGUUUUCUUCAAAAGUCCGUGCAUUAAUGGCUCAAGUAGACGAUUCAGAAUUAAUUCGUCCAGAUUUUGAUUUAACUGUUUAUAUUAAUAAAUUAUUUCCAACAGAACAAUCUUUGGCACAAUUGGAUGUUUUUAUGAAAAAAUUUGAUGAAGAAAUUGAGCAAUGUGAACAAGAUUUAUCUAAAGCUGUUGCUGAACAUGGACGUUGUGCUGCCAAAUCAAUGAUUGGAGAACUUGACCAAAAAAUAAAAGAAAUGAGGGGAAAAACUCGUUGUUCAGAAGAUUCAGUAUUUGAACUUACAAAAGAUAUUAGACAAUUGGAUGUAGCAAAACGGAAUUUGACUGAAUCUAUUACUACUUUACAUCAUUUACACCUUUUAUUGAAUGGCGUGAAUUCUUUAAUCCAAUGGGUUUCCAAUCGGCAAUACCGUGAUAUUGCAAUAGAACUUCCAGCUGUCCUUAACGUCCUCAUUCUUUUUGAGGACUAUCAACAUAUCGAACAUAUCAAAAACCUUAUGGAAAAAUUACAAAAAAUACGCGAACAAUUAAGUGUGCAAUUAAUUGGGGAUUUGAAAUCUGCUUUUACUUCAGGUCAAAUUGGUUCUCAAACUAGCGAUAUGUGCAGAGUAAUGGCCGUUCUCGGUGGGCAAUUACAAGAUAACUUUAUUGAAUGGUUCAUCUCUCAGCAAUUGGGAAUUUAUGGAGUUUUGUAUGCUGAUUCAGAAGAUGUUGCUUGGCUUGAUAAAAUUGAAGAAAGAUAUCGUUGGUUUGUAAACAAAUUGGCUGAAUAUGAGCGAACUGGGUUAACAAGAAUUUUUCCACAACAAUGGGAAAUGGGUAGAAGGCUUGCCAAAGAAUUUUGUAGUAUGACAAGGAACUCAUUGGGACGAAUGAUGAUUCGUCGAAAGAGUGAAAUUGAUUGGAAAUUACUUGUGCAUGCUAUAAACCAUACACAAAUGUUUGAGCAAUUGUUGACUAAAAGAUUUCCAGCAAAAGAGGAGUAUGACUUUGAAAAGAUAAUUUGGUCAGUAUUUGAUGAACAUGUUGAUAUAUUUUUGAAUGAACAGCAAAAUAAAAUUUCUCAUUUUCUCAAUGAAUGUGCGGCAAAAAUUCGAAGCGGUGAAGAACGUCCAAAAAAGGAAAUUCAUUCUUCAGCCAUUCCUCUACCCUCCGGUUUUUUAAUGAUUAAAAUCUUACAAAAAUUAAAUUUAGCUACAAAUAUGUUUUUGUUAAUAAAGAAAAUAAUUACUGAAUCGACGAAAUUAUUUGCAGAUGCGAAUAAUGUUUUGAGCAAAUUAAUCGAAAUAUUCCGUCAAUGUUUGCGUCAAUACGCACAUGGCUGUCUUUCAGCUUUUCUUCCUCAAACAUUUUCGCAGACUUCUUCUACUCUAUCAGGCGUUGGAUUAAUUGGAACUUCCUCAAUUUUACAGAAUUUAAUACGAGACGAGACAUCUCCGUCUGCUCGUCUGACACAAGACCAAAUCUAUUUUACUUGUUGUAUAUUAGCCACAGCUGAUUGGAGUGCUGAAACAACUGUUCAAUUACAAGAAAAAUUGAAACAAAAAAUAUCGCCUGCAGAUUUAAGCCAAGAAUCAGAGCUAUUUUACAGCAUUUCAAAUAAUUCUCUUAGUAUUCUUGUACAAGAUGCAGAAAUGCUCUGUGAGCCAAGUUUGCAAGCUAUGACUAAAAUAAAUUGGUCAAAUAUUGAACAAGUUGGAGAUGAAUCCCCUUAUGUUUCUACAAUCAGAAAGAAUUUACGUCCAACAGUUCCAUUAAUUAGAGAUUAUUUUAGUGAAAGAAGAAAAUAUUUUGCCCAUUUCUGUAUGAAACUUGCAACUAAUUUGGUCAACAAAUUUCUUGGUGCAAUAUUUAAAUGCCGACCAAUAUCUAUAGCCGGUGCAGAACAAUUAUUGUUGGAUACACAUUCUUUGAAGACUUUUUUACUUAAUUUACCCUCAAUUGAAAGUUCAAUUGUAGUAAAACCUCUGCAAAUGUAUACAAAUACUUUGAAUAAAGGAAUGGCGAGGGCAGAAAUGAUUUUGAAGGUUAUUAAAGCUGUGAUGGCAGAUACUUCAGACCCAAAUGAAUUUGUGACUCAUUACAUGAGAAUCUUACCGGAUUCUGAUGUUAGUGAAUUACAACGAAUUUUGGAGAUGAGGUCAAUGCGAAAAGCGGACCAACAACAACUUGUACAAUUAUAUAAAACAAAAUUGGAAAGUGGUAAAGGUGAUAAUCAAACAGUAACUAAUACAAAAACAAUGUCAACAUUUGAGACAUUAGCUGGAUCUGCGGGCAUUCCCUCAUCUUUGGCUAGUUUUGGUGACUCGAGUAUGCGAAAAUUAGAAAAAUUUGUUAGAAAGAUGUAA